AUGCCGGAACUGUCAGAGUCCAUAGCGGCCAUCAAGCAAGGCGCCAAGGAGGACCGGUUCACGUACCUGACCAUCCUGCAGUACCAUGUCAAGUCGCCCGAGAUCCUGCCGGCCCUCAACGACGUGCUCGAGCAGGAUGCCCAGCUCGCCGAGGAGAUCGGCUGGGACCUCGUCCAGAUGCUGCUCGGCAUCCCCGGGUCCGAGACGUGCCUCGAGACCGUGGCACGGCUGGGAAACCCCCGCGAGGUCAUCAUCAAGGUCAUGGAGGCCUUAGACGGGCUGACGGAGGCUGCAGGUGAUGAGGAGGCAGCGACGACGCCGGAUGUUUCCGCCAGGUUCAUCGUGCUGCUCGGCAUGGUGGCCAUUCUCCACCGCCGCAUCAAGACUAAGUACCCCUCGCGCUUCCUGGGCCCCUCGCUUGUCAAGGUCUUUGAGGCGUACCAGCCUACCCCCGAGAUGACGGCUGCGGUGAUCAAUCUCGUGCGCUCGCUAUCGGGACGCAAGAGGCCCGCACUUCCCACCCGGAAGUCGAGCAUCAACGUCACCAACUUAGACCAGGACGGGGAUAACUCCAAGAAUGCGCCGGAUCCCGAGGCGGAGCAGGAGGAGCCUACCGAGGACAAGAUGCAGGAGAAGCUGCUGCAGGCCUUUGUGACUUGUAUCUUGCAGCGUUAUGUCAACCAGAAUGAGAUGCAGUGGUCUGCCCGACUUCUCGAGUACUAUCACCCUGAGAAGUUAGUUCCGGGCAAGAAGACGAUAGCACAGGCUUUCAAUGAGGACGGACCACUUCAUCAAAGAGACGCGGUGAUUGGGCAGCUUGUUGCGUUGGCCGAUGAUCUAGGUUUGACCAAGCUCUCUGACAGUUUCAUAGCGUACAUGUACGAGAACGUGACCAUAGUGGACCCCCUUGCUGCCUUCGAGGACUUCAGUUCCCCAGAGGAUAUUCACCUGUCUCCCGGCGGUGCCGUGUGUCUCAUCGCAUACUGGGUGUUCUCCUCCGAAGUCUUCGACGCAGACAACCCCCAACCAGGAAUGUAUAUCUUCCCCGAUCACGUCACACUGCUAGAGCGCUUCCUCGGCACCGAAGCCCAAGUAGAGAUCGGCAGCAGUCCCGGCAUCGCCGACGCGUUACUUGCCAUCGGCCUCGGCCUACAACACAAGGGCCUCAUCAAACGAGGGACGGACACGAAUUUCAUGGCGUACCACCAUCACCUAACCCUCAUCUCCGUCUUCCAUCCCGACAUCCAAAUCCGCAACGCAGCCACCUCCUUCGCCGGCACGAUCCUCCACUCGGACCCAGACGACCAGAACCGCCUCGACAUCCUCGAGGACCUGCUGGAAAACUGCAUGUUCGCCUCCCUCAAAGCGUGCGCCGUCGUCUGGCUCAAAGAAGAACUCAUCGCCGCCCGCAAAGGCAACGCAACUAACCAGUUCUCGUCCCCGGACGUCAUCGAUCGGCUGCAGUAUUUUGUGUUCCCCGCCACCUCGGCCGUGAAGGAUAUGGGCGAGGAAGAGCUCCUCGAUUAUUGGGCGCAGAAUAGUUUGUUUCUUUUGCAGGUGGCGAAUUUUGCGUUUUUCUUGUUUUCGGAGGGGUGCAGGGGGUUGGUGCCCGCGGGCAUGAGGAGUGCGGUUGAGCAGAGGUUUGCGGAGCCGUUGGUGGGGGCCGCGGAGAGGUUGUUGAAAAGGGCAAAGGGGCAGGGGGGGUUGGGGGGGUUGGGGGAGAAGGAUACGAUGGGAGUGAGUAUAUUGGCGGAGAGGUUGAAAGGGUUGCCGUUGCAGUGA
Pseudomassariella vexata is the source of this 1782-nucleotide messenger RNA. RefSeq names its product YAP-binding/ALF4/Glomulin. The transcript has 2 exons. NCBI's taxonomy places the organism in Eukaryota, Fungi, Ascomycota, Sordariomycetes, Amphisphaeriales, Pseudomassariaceae. The record is from RefSeq and is a predicted model, not a curated record. The coding region runs from base 1 to 1782 and encodes 593 amino acids. Gene Ontology annotation, biological process: cellular response to oxidative stress. Gene Ontology annotation, cellular component: cytoplasm.